This is a messenger RNA of Benincasa hispida (wax gourd), 1483 nucleotides long. RefSeq lists its product as uncharacterized. The record is from RefSeq and is a predicted model, not a curated record. Gene Ontology annotation, molecular function: DNA-binding transcription factor activity. Gene Ontology annotation, cellular component: nucleus. Lineage: Eukaryota; Viridiplantae; Streptophyta; Magnoliopsida; Cucurbitales; Cucurbitaceae.
AUGGGAAUCUCAAACAUUACAGGUGAAGAUCAUCAUGCAAACUUGUCUUCAGCCAAUAGUGUGGAAAAUCAAUUACAACAAGUUGAACAAAACAAUAAUAAUCAACAUCAACUUCUUAAUCACUUCCUCUAUGGCUCUCCCAAUGGAGAUCAAACCAAUUCCCAUGGCUCAUCCAAUUCACUUUAUCACCACCAACAAAGAGUUAAGAAGAAGCGAAAUCUUCCCGGCACUCCAGAUCCAAAUGCUGAAGUUAUUGCUCUAUCACCAACAACCCUAAUGGCUAGAAAUAGGUUUGUGUGUGAGAUUUGCAACAAGGGGUUUCAAAGAGAUCAAAACCUUCAAUUACAUAGGAGAGGACACAACCUUCCAUGGAAACUCCGGCAACGAACCGGUGCCGAAGUGAAGAAAAGGGUCUAUGUGUGCCCUGAACCAACGUGCGUUCAUCACAACCCAGCUCGAGCUCUCGGCGAUCUUACCGGAAUUAAGAAGCAUUUUAGUAGAAAGCAUGGGGAGAAGAAAUGGAAGUGUGAGAAAUGCUCCAAGAAAUAUGCAGUUCAGUCUGAUUUGAAGGCUCAUCAAAAGACUUGUGGCACUAGGGAAUACAAAUGUGAUUGUGGAACUCUCUUUUCCAGAAGGGACAGUUUCAUCACCCACAGAGCCUUUUGCAAUGCAUUAACAGAAGAAAACAACAAACUAAAGCAAGGAACUCUCAACAAUAACAAUAAUAACAUAGAACCAAUCUCAAUUAUCUCCAGUCCAAAACUCCCUCAUUUUGGAACAUCAAUCAUACCUGAAUUAUUCAACCCUUAUGAUAAAAAAAACCCUUUUAAAUCCCUCCCUCAAGAACUCAACAACUCGACCCCACCAUUCCCUGCCCCGGCCACCGGUGCGCCUGGAGGCUUGUUCAUGGCCGGACCUCGAAGCAGCAACAACUCUUCUUCUUUCUCAAGCCUUAAGCUCAGCUCCACCACCUCUUCGCGCUUUAGUUGCCUUUAUGACAGCAAAAACAGCUGCCUUCAGGAUUCUGGGUUGGCGACAACAGCAUUGGUAACAUCUGCGACCGCCUUGUUACAAAAAGCUGCACAAAUAGGAGCAACUACAAGUUCUGUUGGUGUUUUGAAGUCACCAUUGUUGGAAAUGCCACAUUCUGAUCAACCAGACAUGGUAGGGAUGAAUAUGGAAAUGUACGGACAUAUGAUGAUGAUGAAAGAACAAGAUAAUUGUACUAGCAAUAGCUCGAGUUUUGUCGUCCAUGAAAAGGGCCAAUGGCAACCGAUAUCGAGGUUUUCAAGUGGCGAUAACAACAGCAAAGAGAGUCAGAUGAUGACUCUAGAUUUGUUGGGAGAAAGAGGGUGGAGGCUGAGGCAAUUGCAAGGAAAUGAAAGCCACCAUCACGAGGAGAUGAUGCCAAUUAUGAAACAUUUUGAGAUGCAAAACUUUCAUAAGGAUUCAAACGUUGACAAAUCCAUAUUUGAGUUUUGAG